UAGGAGCUUACACUGGCAUCUGAUUGGAGAUUGGAGCGGGCUAUCAGGGGCCCGUUUACCCAGCGGCAGCCCUCACGCUGGCUCCACUGAGGAGACUUCACUCACGAGAAGAUGGCUCCCGCGUUGGCUUUGCUUCUCCUUUGCCAAGUGGCUUUAUACACAACUGUAACAUCCAAGAACGUGUGUGGCCGUCCUGAUGUCGCUGAUGGGAUAGAGGAGUUGACCUUAAAUCGUGUGUAUGAGGUCGGAGAUCAGGUGAACCUCGUGUGUGAAAGGGGCUUCUUGCCUUCGACAGCGACCCCUCGAAAGCUGACCUGCACCGACACAGGAGGAUGGACACCGUCAGACCUGGCAUGCUCCCCCAAGAUGUGCCCAAUACCUCGACCUCUGCAGCCAUUAGCAAUGGGGAGGACGGAAGCUCCAUUCAAGAGUGUGCUUAACUACACAUGUGAUGACGGGUACGUCAUGCAAGGAGCCAAUGAGAGCAGGUGUUCACAUGAUGGCACCUGGAGCAAUCCACCGCCUCUCUGCAAAGCGGUGAACUGUCCACUGCCCAAGUCCCCUCGAGAUGGGAGGAUCGUCUUUGAUAAGCCGGUUACUGGAAGCACCACCAUGUACGGGCAAGGCUGGACAUACGAGUGUAACCCACGUAUGGCACCAAGUUACGAGAGGGGAUCCUGCAUGGCUGACGGAAGCACGACUGAGCCGCCGCUGUGCAGAGAGGUGAGCUGCACCAUCCCAACCGGCAUACCGAAUGGCUUCAUCACCUUCGCUGUGAUGAGACAACAUGGCUACAAGGAGACGGUUAAGUACGCCUGCAAUGAGCAUUACAUUCUGGAUGGAGAGGCUGAGAUACAGUGCCAGAACUCAGGAAACUGGUCAUCCAAGCCAGUUUGCAGAGUUCCCUGCGCAGUUGGCAUCAAAAGAGGCCGCAUCUUCUACAACGCCAAGAAGCUCUGGAUCGGCGACCUGAAACCCAACAGAGUCCUCCAUGGAGAACAUGUUGCCUUCUAUUGUCUGAACAGAGCGGAGAGGUGUGGCUACCCUGUGGCCAGCACCUGCAACGACGGGACCAUCCCCAUCCCAGAGUGCUUUGAGGAACCAGGCAAGGUGGAGUACACCUUGAGGGCCAAAACCCUUCCAUCAGAAAUCACAAUGUGUGCUACUUCACCCCCUGCACGACCGGCAUAGCUUUGAACAGAAUGACCUGAAACACUACGGGCACUGACCGAAUAUGAAUGAUUGAAACAUGCUACAGAAGACAGAUGACAUGUAUUUCCUUGUGCCUGUCAUGAUCAGCUAAUAAUAAAGUAAUUAUG
This is a messenger RNA of Cyclopterus lumpus (lumpfish), 1319 nucleotides long. Its product is annotated as beta-2-glycoprotein 1-like. Bases 112 to 1191 code for a protein of 359 amino acids. The transcript is spliced from 8 exons. The record is from RefSeq and is a predicted model, not a curated record. NCBI's taxonomy places the organism in Eukaryota, Metazoa, Chordata, Actinopteri, Perciformes, Cyclopteridae.